Messenger RNA from Acanthoscelides obtectus, 258 nucleotides. The record is from the annotation of a GenBank genome assembly. NCBI's taxonomy places the organism in Eukaryota, Metazoa, Arthropoda, Insecta, Coleoptera, Chrysomelidae.
AUGGCGACUAUCGUUGGUGAACCCCAGGCCAGUUCAUCCAAGCCCGCCAAAAAGGUCAAGUUCUAUAUACCAGAUGAUGAUGAUGACGACGACGAUUUGGUGCUACUUCCCAGAGUCGUGGUUCCACAUCAACAGGGGAUCCUGCACAAGCUUCUACGUCCAACAGCACAAGGAGAGACGCCAAAGAAGAAAUGGUAUCAUAAGUUCGCACAGUUCUUCACUCGUAAGAGAGAGGCCUCUACAGAUAACCGUAAAUAG